CCCACCUUCACAAGACCAAGGCCUCGAAUCUUUUUUUUUUCUGCUCCUUGUCGCAUUACACAUCGUCUGAUGAUCUGGUAUAAAUACCUGCCUCCUAAUCUAAGUGGUUGUAGUUGUCCUUUUGAUUACUCAAGGUAUUAUUCCUAUUACCUUAACUACUACUUCGUACAUCUCUCGUUUUCAACUCCCAUGUUUAGCCAUUUCUUUCCUCCCCUCUUUUCCUCACAAAUGCUCAUCUAGUUCCUCGCCAGCUCCUUACAUCCUCUUUGCACCCUAACAAGCUUGGAAGAACAGAUAGUUGGGCAUCAUGGUCCCCAGGACGGUUACCUCAAACGAGGUCUACAUCUUACCUCUAAAGGAUGACGGUGCUCCCGAUAUCCCUGGCGAGUACAUCUAUCUGGCCCCUAAAACCCACGACCCCAUCACUAUACGAUUUACGAUCGAGGGCACGUCGUCAAUAUGUAGACAAGGUAGCUUAUGGGUCAACAUCCCCAAGAGAGGAUCUGAGUUCCGCAGAGACCAGUUUCGCGAAUACAAACUGAACCCCGACUUCAACCGGACGAUAGAGAUUUCGAUCCCUGUCUACGAAGCUGGUGCUUUUGCUUUCUACACCACAUAUGCUGAACUGCCCGAGCUGUCUUCUGCUUUGGGCUCAAACGCACCAGGCACAGUCGAAUCUAAAAAGACGCCGUUAUAUUACAUCGAUGUAGCGCCUAGACUAUCGCUGGACGGCCGACCCUUGCCGCUACCAGCUCUAUCGAUAUUUUCCGUCAUCAGCAAGUUUAUGGGCAAAUACCCGACAGACUGGGAAAAGCAUCUGCGAGGUAUUAGUGGCCGUGGAUACAACAUGAUACAUUUUACUCCUCUCCAAGUUCGGGGUGCCUCGAACUCGCCGUACAGUUUAUACGACCAACUUGGAUGGGAUCCAGCGUGCUUUCCUCAAGGAGAGAAAGAUGUACAGCAGUUGGUUGACAGUCUGGAGAAAAACCAUUCUCUUCUCAGCUUGACUGAUAUAGUCCUUAACCAUACCGCGCACAACACCAAGUGGCUCUUGGAGCAUCCAGAAGCUGGAUAUAACCUCACUACCGCCCCCUGGCUAGAAUCCGCCUACGUUCUGGAUACUCAACUCCUUGUUUUUGGCUCCAAGUUGGAGGAGCUCGGAUAUCCUAAGGAGCUCGAAUCUACAGAUGAUCUCAUUAAGAUCAUGGAUGGCAUAAAAAAGCACGUCGUUUCUGAGCUUCGCUUAUGGGAAUACUAUGCGCUUGACGUCGACAGAGAUGCAGAUGCGGCAAUACAAUCCUGGGCAGCCGGAGAAUCGAGCAGUCCCGAGGAAAUCCAGAAGGAUGACUUAACUAAACUCGAGGUCAAGGACCAAGCCCUAUACCUGGUCAAGCACGGCCUGAUUGGGAAUGACAGGCUUGGCGAACGCUUUAGGCGGCGCAUCGACCCGAAGGUUUCUGCUGGGUUGAUCGUUGCUCUGUUCGGGAAGUACAGGGGUGAGGCAGAUGAGGCGGAUAUUCGAACCAAAGUAGUUGAGAUCUUGAAUGUGGUCAAUGUUCCAUUCUACGAGGAGUACGACAAGGAAAUUGGGGAAAUUCUCCAACAGCUGUUCAAUAGGAUCAAGUAUGUCCGCCUCGACGACCACGGCCCAAAGCUUGGUCCUAUCGACGAGAACAACCCUCUGAUUGAAACAUACUUUACACGCCUAGACAAGGCAAAGGCGCCUGCUCAUCUGAAGCCUGAGGAUUUAGUUCUCGUCAAUAACGGUUGGGUAUGGGCUGGAAACGCGCUGAUCGACAAUGCCGGCCCCAAAUCGCGAGUGUACCUACGACGCGAAGUCAUCGUUUGGGGUGAUUGCGUUAAGCUUCGUUACGGAAAUGGCCCUGAAGAUAGUCCGUGGCUAUGGGAUCAUAUGACGAAAUAUGCUCGCAUGUUGGCGAAGUACUUUGCAGGGUUCCGAAUAGACAACUGCCACUCUACCCCUAUGCAUCUUGCAGAGCACAUCCUUGACGAGGCUCGUCGAGUUCGACCCAACUUAUAUGUUGUCGCAGAAUUAUUUACCGGAUCCGAGGAGAUGGAUUAUGUCUUUGUGAAAAGGCUAGGCCUAAGCUCGUUGAUCAGAGAGGCGAUGCAGGCCUGGAGUACGGCGGAACUCAGUAGGCUGGUACAUCGUCACGGCGGGCGCCCCAUUGGCAGUUUUGAGGUCGACGAAAUUUCGAGAGGUCCGAUUGCAAGUGCUCCAUCGAGUCCCGGUCCUAAUAAUGACUAUUCUCCUCGAGAGGUCAUUCGAACGAUCAAGUCUGUACCGGUCCAGGCCCUAUUCAUGGACUGCACACACGACAAUGAAGUUCCUGCUCAAAAGCGAGACGCUCGUGAUACUUUACCAAAUGCUGCAUUAGUAUGCAUGUGCUCCAGUGCGACGGGAAGUGUGAUGGGUUACGACGAGAUAUACCCCAAGCUUGUUGAUCUCGUGAACGAGACCAGGCUCUAUACAUCUGAGUCGUCGUCUGCUAAAGAAAUCAAGGUUGGCGGAGGUAAAGGUGGUAUCGGAGGUGUCAAGAAGCUGCUCAACCAGAUCCACACUCUAAUGGGCAAAGAUGGCUACGACGAAACGCAUAUCCACCACGAAGAUGAGUACAUCACCGUUCAUAGAGUGCAUCCAGAAUCGAGGAAGGGAUAUUUCCUUAUCGCUCAUACUGCUUUCCCGGGUUACGAAAACGGAAAUGGUGCGUUCAGUGCUGUACGCCUUAGCGGCACGAAAGCGCGGCAUCUAGGAAGCUGGAUGCUAGAGGUUGACAUCAACGACGAAGUAAAGAAGGAGGUUGAAGGCGACGAGAAAUACCUACGAGGGCUACCAAGUCGCGUGCUUGAUGUGCCUGGUAUUCGAUUGGAAUCCAAGGCGGACGAGACGAUCAUCACGGUGCGCGACAAGUUUCCGCCCGGAAGUAUUGCAUUAUUCGAAACCUGGAUUCCGGCCGCAGAGCACUCGUCAGGAUUGGAUAAUUAUGUGACGUCUGGUGCUAAGGAAGCUAUGGCGGAGCUGAACUUAGUCGACCUCAACUUCUUGCUAUACCGCUGCGAACCUGAAGAGCUUGAUGGAAGUGGUGGCAAAGAUGGCACCUAUGAUAUUCCGGGUCACGGCAAAAUCGUAUAUGCGGGUUUGCAAGGCUGGUGGAGCAUUUUGAAGGACGUUAUCAAGGACAAUAACUUGGCCCAUCCCCUCUGCCAAAACCUUCGGGAUGGUCAAUGGGCUCUAGACUAUACGGUUGGACGUCUCGAGAGGAUGAGUCAACAGUCGGAGUUUGCUGGUCUUGCUAAGCCCGCAGAUUGGCUCAAGGAGCGUAUUGAUGCGGUUCGAAGUAUACCUAAUUUCCUCCUCCCGCGAUACUUUGCACUUAUUAUACGCACUGCCUAUAAGGCAGCAUGGGAAAGAGGCCUGGAGCUUAUGAAUGAAAAGGUGCAAAGCGGUCAGUGGUUCUUGCAAAGCCUAGCCAUGACAAGUAUACAGAUGACGGGUUUGGUCAGGUCAGCUUCGCUGUGGCCUAAGAAACUCGUUCCUUCACUUGCUGCUGGUCUGCCGCAUUUUGCUGUGGAAUGGGCGAGGUGCUGGGGUCGCGAUGUCUUCAUCUCCCUACGUGGUUUAUACCUAGGAACUGGUCGAUUUGAGGAGGCGGCGGAGCACAUAUUCGCAUUCGCUAGUGUGCUCAAGCACGGCAUGAUUCCUAACCUUCUUGGCAGCGGGAAGCUUCCACGAUACAACAGUCGGGACUCUAUCUGGUUCUUUUUGCAGUGUAUCCAGGACUACACUCGAUAUGCUCCAGAUGGAUUGAGCAUCCUCACGCGAAAAGUUAAGCGGCGCUUCUUACCAUAUGACGACGUUUGGUUUGACUCAGAAGAUCCGAGAGCGUACUCGACAGAGAGUCUCAUACAAGAGGUUAUCCAGGAGGCGUUGCAACGUCAUGCGACAGGGCUAAAAUUCCGUGAAGCUAAUGCAGGACCGAGUAUUGACUCACAGAUGCGCGACGAGGGCUUCAACAUCGAAGUUAACGUAGAUUGGUCCAACGGUAUUAUCUUCGGUGGCAAUCAGUUUAACUGCGGAACCUGGAUGGACAAGAUGGGUGAGAGUGAACGUGCUGGUUCGAAAGGAAUUCCCGGCACUCCUCGUGAUGGCGCUGCUGUGGAGAUUACCGGGUUACUUUACAGUACACUGAAAUGGCUGGCCAAGCUUCAUGCGGAGGGCAAAUAUCCAUACAAGGGCGUGACAAAGGCCGAUGGUACCGAGAUCACUUUCGCGGCUUGGGCGGACCUAGUGAAGUCCAAUUUUGAACGCUGCUACUACGUACCGGUUAGCCAGUCAGACGAUGACCAAUACGAUGUGAAUCCAAAGGUUGUCAACCGACGCGGCGUUUAUAAGGAUCUUUACCGCUCUGGGAAGGAAUAUGAAGACUACCAGCUUCGACCUAACUUUACCAUCGCCAUGACAGUUGCUCCAGAUCUCUUCGACCCAGAGCACGCUUUGAACGCUCUCGUCCUAGCAGAUAAGGUCCUUCGCGGACCGACCGGAAUGGCAACGCUUGACCCCUCAGACCUGAAUUAUCGGCCGUACUAUAUAAACAGCGAAGAUUCGACCGACUUCGCCACAUCUAAAGGCCGAAAUUAUCACCAAGGGCCCGAGUGGCUGUGGCCCACAGGCUUCUUCCUACGCGCACUGUUGAAGUUCGACCUCAUGCGACGCGACACCCAACAUGGACGUGUUGAAGCAUUCCAGCAGGUCACGAGGCGAUUAAGCGGUUGCAAGGAGAUGAUCAAGCAGAGCCCGUGGGCUGGACUUACGGAGCUCACGCAGAAGGACGGCCAAUAUUGUAACGAUUCGAGCCCCACGCAAGCUUGGAGCUCGGGAUGUCUCAUUGACUUAUAUAUGGACGCUGCUGACUACGGCAUGAAGUAAUUACUAUCUUCAUAACCUGGAUAGGCAGAGUAUCGUAUUUGGCGUGCCUAAAGCAACGAAGGCGCGAGAUUUGGAGGUAGUUUGAACAACGUCCGCUUCGCAUCACGAUUAAGCGAGUUUCCUUGGAGCGGCUGAAUAUUUGAAGACUUGGAUAUAUAUCGAGGGACGAAGACAUAUGAUAAAGUUGGAUAAGAUGAGAUGAGAUACGUACCGAACCUAACAUACACGAAUACGUGGAUACGAAAUACGAAAAUAUGAAAUAUGAAAUAUGAUUACGAGAUGGUUACAUUUAUUUAUCGUUCUUAGCCUAUUAUUCUUCUACCCCCCCUACGGUUGAGCAUAGCUGCCACUCGGCAAAUGCCCUGAAGUUGGUCAAAAUUUAUAGGGUCACCCUUCAAAAUCGUGGGGUGCAUUUAAAUUGCAGGGAUUCUUUACUAUGCUUUAAGACAUGUUUGCGCUUAAGAUAGUACACUAUGCACUAAAAAAGAGUAUCCGAGGGUACGGGGGAUUUGCUUCUAGCUUGGGUGUAUUAGCUAAGGAGGUAAGUAGGUACUGUAUUUCUAGUACUGGUAGUAGCUAAUUCCCCUGUAAUUAUAGUGGCAAGCUACCUAAAUCUUAGCGUAUUAGCCACUAUCCACACUUAUGAUUAGUGUCAGCCUAAUACAGUGCGAAUAUUAUUAGGAACACUAAGACUAGAGACUUAGCAACUUGCUUAUAUUGAAU
This is a messenger RNA of Daldinia caldariorum, 5671 nucleotides long. Its product is annotated as glycoside hydrolase family 13 protein. Lineage: Eukaryota; Fungi; Ascomycota; Sordariomycetes; Xylariales; Hypoxylaceae. The transcript is spliced from 2 exons. Gene Ontology annotation, molecular function: 4-alpha-glucanotransferase activity; amylo-alpha-1,6-glucosidase activity. The coding region runs from base 308 to 4948 and encodes 1546 amino acids. The record is from RefSeq and is a predicted model, not a curated record. Gene Ontology annotation, biological process: glycogen catabolic process; glycogen biosynthetic process.